CCGGGCUGUAGCCAGUGGAGAGAAACUGAUGGAUAAACAAACUCUGUUAUCAGAAUUCGGUUGCUAAGUUUAUUUAUGGAUUUCUGUAAUAUUAUUAGCAGUUUUAAUAACACUACCAUUAGUACCGAUACCAAGAGAAAGGUAUUGUGUCUGUUUAACCUUGGCAGGUUUCCAUAACGUCAUAUUAUUCCAGUUGCUAACGUUACCUUGAUACCUUAGCUCUAUAGCAACGACCAGCUAGCUACAUCUCUAAGCUAGCUAACGUAAGCUAGGCUCCACAUUGGAUGUUUAACGACAGCGCUAGUAGAAAAUAUUCGAAUGAAGUAGGUAGAACUAGAACUACCAACUACGUUUGCUAUUAAAAAUUAGCAGAUGAUACCUAGCUAACGUUUAGCCUACGCUCAGUAGCUAUUUACAACAACUUAUUAGCCCGCGAUUGUGUUAUCGUUAGCUUACCUAUAGAGCUAACUUACUCUAACUAAAUUAAGCUAACAUAACGCUAGCCUAGCUCUAGAUAUAUAAUGCAGACUUGGAUUCACCUGGUCUAGUUAGACUAAGUUAGUUCUUUAGUUACGUAGCGUUAUCUUGAUUGCUCAUUGUUUUUAUUCUAUACACGUAAACUCACCGUGCUCCGAACAGAACACGGGAAAGCGCCUGCUUCCACCAGAAGUUAUCGUCUAUACAAUGGUAGUUUUUCUGCUGAGGAAUGUGGUUUAUUAUUAUGGUUGCUUAUUGACUAUCACAGACACUAAAACACUUUGAUUGUUGUGAAUUGGACCAAUUUUUAUCGAAAAAGCGACAAAUAACCAAAUAACUUCCCUGUGUUCGGAAGACCGUGUUAGCUCACGAUGGUCCGAACACCUAUUCACUCUGUUAUGCAGGCUGAGCCGAAUAAGCUUGCCCGAUUCGUAGUCUCACGUUAGCAACAGCUUCCCCACAACAAUGUUACAGUGGAUCACCAUUACCAUGUUACUGUAUGCGGAAAUGGAUCGCGUAUACGACAGUUUUUAUUAAAAAGCAAGGAAUUAAGACUUUAAACACAAAAACCAAAGCUGAUCUGGAAGUAUACAUUUAUUUAUUCGUCAACAAAGUUGCACUGUUUGGAAAAUGAGUGAGCUAGCUUGGUGUUCGGAACACGGUCUUUUCUUUACAAACAUCAUAAGAGUGUGUGAGUGAGUCUGCACUGGGUUGUUUUCCUUGUAAAUUAUCUGUUAGGGAAUCAUCCAGUCAGUGCAUGUCCAUGUCCAGGAAGUCGCCAGGAAAGCUGGUGCAAAAGAGCCAUGUGGAGAGCAAGCAGGACGAGCACACUGCUUGCAGGACUUUGGCUAAUGAUUGGAAGAAUCGCCCACAGGGAGAGGAAGUGGGCAAUGAAUUUGUCAGCCUCACCAAUCAGCUGCAAGCCCUGAGACUGAAAGUGCGGGAGGUGCCCGGAGACGGGAACUGCCUGUUCAGAGCCCUGGGGGAUCAGCUGGAAGGCCACUCCCGCGGACACCUGCGACUGCGUCAGGAGACUGUACAGUACAUGCAGGCUCACCGGCAGGACUUUGAGCCCUUUGUAGAGGAUGAUAUUCCCUUCACAGAGUACUUGUCUAACCUGUCUCAGCCGGGCACUUUCGCAGGAAAUGAUGCGAUCGUAGCAUUUGCACGCAGCCACCAGCUGCGCAUCAUCAUCCACCAGCUCAACACUCUGAUGUGGGAGAUAAAUGGCUCUGAUAAACCUGCAGCUCGAGAGCUUCAUAUUGCCUAUCGCUAUGGUGACCAUUACGAUAGUGUGCGGCCCAUUGGUGAUAACUCUGAGAGCCCAACCCUUCUGCGCAUUGAGAACCUGAACCAGUCGAGGGGUCAGUGUGCGUCUCGGCAGCCAGGAGACUGGCAGAGGUACAGACAGACCGCUUCCCCUCCCACCCAUUCCGAUGACGAGGAUUUGAUCCUGCGCCGGCUUGUGUCCCAGAGUGCAUCUGGUCAAGCUCCGAGCAGUAGGCCGCUCCGGGUGGUCAAGGGGGAGGACACUGAUGGGACCACCGUGUCACGGCCCACCCUGUGGGAGGCGUCAGGAACGGGCGCACGCAUCUUUGGCACCGUCACAUCAGCAGCACACAGAGACGGCAAGCCAGCGGACUGCUGCACCGCACACGCAACUAAAGUAGCAAGUAAAGACAGGAAGGAACCGCUGUGUCUGGAAAAGAACAAGAGGCCAGAGGAAAGGCAAAGACUGAAGGUCCAACCCAGCAGGGCUUCACAGGACCAGGACCAGGACCAGAACCAGUCAGAAGCAGUCACUUUGAGUAUGUACAGUGGAGCAUGUGCAGGAGUCCUCGGCUCUUUGGUUUAAGAAAUAAUGGAGAUAUUUCCGCAAUAGAGGCGUGGGAAUUGGAGAUUUGGCCUUGAGAUCUCAUUGUUGCAAGGUAUGUAGUAUGAAAACAGGGUGCACAUUAAUGUCUAAAGAACCAGGAGAAGAAGCUUUUAGUUUUAUUUAAUGAAAGGCGUGUUUCGCUGUUGUCUAUUCUUUUUGCAAGGAGUGUUUAGAAACUAUUCCUGCUUUGAAGGUGAACCUACUGCAUGUUACUUAGGGACAGAAACUGCUGGACAAUUUUCAUUUGCACAGAAAAACAAAAGGUAUAUUUUUAAAGUGGAAUAUUCAUACAUUAUAUAAAUGAUAUUCCAUAAUUAAUAAAUGAUACCUGUAAUAUACUGUAUCUGUACACCUGUA
Molecule: messenger RNA, 2710 nt
Organism: Conger conger (European conger)
Lineage: Eukaryota; Metazoa; Chordata; Actinopteri; Anguilliformes; Congridae
Product: OTU domain-containing protein 3-like
Exons: 9
Coding region: 1235-2332 (365 amino acids)
Biological process (GO): protein deubiquitination
Molecular function (GO): cysteine-type deubiquitinase activity
Source: RefSeq, a predicted model, not a curated record